AUGCCAGAGCCAGCAGCACAACCACAAUCCCCACCUUUGACUUUCAACCUCUUCUUGAAGUACGGUAUGGCCGGUGCCCUCGGUUGCUCGAUCACUCACAGCGCCGUCGUCCCACUCGAUGUCGUCAAGACUCGUCUCCAGACCAACCCAGCCAAGUACACUGGAAUGGUCAGUGGUUUCAGCACCAUCAUCAAGGAGGAGGGAGCCAUGAUGUUGCUCCAGGGUCUCGCCCCAACUGCCAUCGGUUACGCUCUGCAAGGAUUCUUCAAGUUUGGUUUCUAUGAGGUCUUCAAGAAGAAGUACGGAGAGUUUGUCGGUCCAGAGGCUGCCGUCACCUACCGUAUCCCAAUUUGGUUGGCUGCUUCCGCCACCGCUGAGACCAUUGCUGAUCUCGCUCUCUGCCCAAAUGAGGCCACCAGAAUUCGUUUGGUCUCUGACCCAAGCUUUGCCAAGUCCCCAGCUGAGGCUUUCACCAAGAUCUUGAAGAAUGAGGGUCUGGUUGGUCUGUACAAGGGUCUCCCACCCAUUUUGUUGAAGCAGGUUCCAUACACCAUGGCCAAGUUUGCCGUGUUUGAGUACACUGCUGAGAGCGUCUACAAGGUGUUGGCCUCCCGUGGCACUCCAAGAGAGUCCAUGACUGACGGACAGAAGCUCACUGUCUCCCUCGGUUCUGGUAUUGUCUCUGGUGUUGUUGCCGCCAUCGUGUCUCAACCAGCCGAUACUAUCCUCUCCAAGAUCAACCAGGAGAAGACUGACGGUGGUGUUGCCAAGGCUAUUGGAAACAUCGUUAGACGUCUCGGUUUCUCUGGUCUCUUCCUGGGAGUCGGAACUCGUUGCUUCAUGGUCGGUACUCUUACCGCAGGCCAAUUCUUCAUUUACGAUGGAUUGAAGCAGGCUCUUGGUAUCACUGCUAAGAAGUAA
Molecule: messenger RNA, 921 nt
Organism: Acytostelium subglobosum LB1
Lineage: Eukaryota; Evosea; Eumycetozoa; Acytosteliales; Acytosteliaceae
Exons: 3
Coding region: 1-921 (306 amino acids)
Biological process (GO): mitochondrial phosphate ion transmembrane transport
Cellular component (GO): mitochondrial inner membrane
Molecular function (GO): phosphate transmembrane transporter activity
Source: RefSeq, a predicted model, not a curated record